Stylophora pistillata is the source of this 3888-nucleotide messenger RNA. RefSeq names its product collagen alpha-1(I) chain-like. Lineage: Eukaryota; Metazoa; Cnidaria; Anthozoa; Scleractinia; Pocilloporidae. The record is from RefSeq and is a predicted model, not a curated record.
AUGCGUGGAGGAUAUGUUCAUAUGAAACACUGGAAAAUCUUCUUACCUGGUGGAAUAGUGAUACAAGACUUUCCGGUAGUGGGCUUUGCACCCCCUGGCUUUGUUGGGCCACUUUUCGGAGUUGUUUUUGCUCCUGGGCGCAUAACACAUCCUGGACCUCCAGGCCCACCUGGUCCUCCCGGCCCCCCUGGGCCUCCAGGACCACCUGGGCCUCCAGGGCCUCCUGGUUGACCGGGUGGAGCCGUUUUUGGGCCUCCAGGACCACCUGGACCACCUGGUCCUCCUGGUCCUCCGGGACCUCCAGGUCCUCCAGGUUUUCCUGGGGGAGCAGUUGUAGGACCACUUGGCCCUCCUGGUCCUCCUGGACCCCCAGGUCCCCCUGGUCCUCCAGGACCUCCUGGCCCCCCUGGGCCACCCGGACCCCCUGGUCCACCGGGUGUUCCUGGAGGCUUGGUUGUGGUUUUUGCAGGUUUUCCCGGUUUCUUUGUUGGGCCACCUGGGCCUCCUGGACCACCAGGACCCCCAGGUCCACCAGGGCCGCCAGGACCUCCUGGCCCUCCAGGUCCACCUGGAGACCCUGGUCGCUUUGUUGUUGGUCCCCCAGGUCCUCCUGGACCUCCAGGUCCCCCGGGUCCUCCAGGACCUGGUGCCUUUGUCUUUGGCGUUUUUGGCGUGGUCUUCGCUGGUGGUCCCCCAGGCCCGCCAGGUCCUCCUGGUCCACCAGGUCCACCAGGUCCUCCGGGGCCUCCAGGACCUCCGGGGUUUCCGGGUGCAUACUUGGUGGGCUUAGUUUUAGUACCAGGAGGUUUCGUCUUUGGUCCACCAGGGCCCCCAGGUCCUCCAGGUCCUCCUGGUCCACCAGGCCCUCCUGGUCCUCCUGGGCCCCCUGGCCCACCAGGAGAUCCCGGGCGUUUCGUGGGUUUCUUUGUUGGAACUGGUUUUGUUGUCUUUGGACCUCCUGGUCCCCCAGGACCUCCAGGACCCCCAGGGCCUCCAGGACCUCCUGGACCUCCAGGUCCACCAGGGCCCCCUGGACCUCCAGGGCCGCCUGGUUUUCCUGGUGGCUUAGUCGUGGGUGUUGUCUUCGGUACUCCUGGUUUUGGUGGCUUUGUUUUUGGUCCUCCUGGGCCACCUGGUCCACCUGGUCCUCCAGGUCCUCCAGGACCUCCUGGUCCCCCUGGGCCCCCGGGUCCUCCCGGCUUUCCUGGGGGUGGUUUUGUGGUAGGCCCACCAGGACCUCCUGGUCCUCCUGGGGAACCAGGACGUUUUGUGGUGGGACCUCCAGGUCCUCCAGGACCUCCUGGACCGCCAGGACCACCUGGUCCUCCAGGGCCGCCUGGUCCUCCAGGGCCGCCUAAAUUUCAAAAUCGUGUAAUGAAUGUUUUGUGCUUUGUUGGUCCUCCGGGCCCACCAGGGCCACCUGGUCCUCCAGGGCCUCCUGGACCCCCAGGUCCCCCUGGUUUUCCGGGAGGCUUCGUUGUGGGUCCUCCAGGACCUCCUGGGCCUCCAGGUCCUCCUGGUCCCCCAGGUCCUCCAGGCUUUCCGGGUGGCUUUGUUGGCUUUGUUGGUCCUGUUGGUCCCCCUGGUCCUCCAGGUCCUCCAGGUCCACCUGGCCCACCAGGUCCUCCUGGACCUCCUGGACCUCCUGGAGUACCUGGUGGUUUUGUGGCUGGUGUUGUAGGCUGUCCUGCUGGAGGCCCUCCAGUUCAUAUCAUGAAGAUUAGGUCUGACAUGUAUUGCACAUGUAUUGAAGAGAAAGCUUUCACUAUACCCGGUCCUCCUGGUCCUCCAGGUCCUCCAGGCCCGCCUGGUCCUCCUGGUCCCCCAGGACCCCCAGGACCUCCAGGUCCUCCUGGCCCAUUCGGCCCACCUGGUCCACCUGGUGUACCCGGACGUUUUGUUGGUUUGGUUGGUUUGGUUGCCACACCAGGUUUAGCAGUUGUUGGUCCACCUGGACCACCAGGUCCUCCGGGGCCACCUGGUCCACCAGGACCCCCAGGUCCUCCAGGUCCUCCAGGUCCUUUUGGCCCUCCUGGUCCACCUGGUUUACCAGGGCGUUUUGUUGGCUUAGUUGGUUUUGUUGGCACACCAGGUCUAGCAGUUGUUGGUCCUCCUGGACCUCCAGGUCCACCAGGUCCUCCUGGUCCUCCAGGUCCGCCAGGACCACCUGGUCCUCCAGGUCCUCCUGGACCACCUGGUCCGCCUGGUCGCCCCGGGCGUUUAGUCGGUUUGGUAGGUUUGGUAGGCACACCUGGUCGUGCAGUUGUCAGGCCACCUGGACCUCCGGGACCGCCAGGGCCUCCAGUCUUUGUGAUACUACGACUCUUUACACAUCACAAACCUGGACCCCCUGGGCCACCAGGUCCACCAGGUCCCUUAGGGCCGCCUGGUCCCCCUGGAGUACCUGGUUUUCUUGUGGUCGGCUUUUUAGUCGGCACACCUGGCCUUGGAGUUGUAGUCUUGGGACCGUUUGGACCUCCAGGUCCACCUGGACCUCCAGGGCCACCAGGCCCACCUGGCCCCCCUGGGCCUCCUGGACCGCCUGGGGUUCCAGGUCCCCCUGGUUUCCCAGGGGGCUUUGUAGUUGGUCCUCCAGGUCCUCCGGGUCCUCCAGGGCCACCAGGUCCUCCUGGUUUUCCUGGUUUCUUUGUAGUGGGGCCGUACGGACCGCCAGGUCCUCCGGGACCACCAGGGCCACCUGGACCUAAGUCUGCUCCUAAGGGAAACGAUAACAUUGUUAAGCCAUUACCUCCUGGCCCUCCUGGGCCACCAGGUCCUCCAGGUCCCCCUGGGCCACCAGGUCCUCCAGGUCCCCCAGGACCACCUGGACCUCCAGGGCCAUUGGGCUUGCCAGGGGCGUAGGGAGUUGGUGUUGUCUUCUUAGUUGGUGCUCUAGGGGAUGCUGUUGUGGGACCUCCAGGUCCACCUGGUCCUCCUGGACCACCUGGCCCUCCAGGUCCCCCAGGACCCCCUGGACCUCCGGGUCCUCCAGGGCCACCAGGGCCCCCAGGGCCUCCAGGUCCACCGGGACCCUUAGGGCCUCCAGGACCUCCUGGUGAGCCUGGUUUCUUUGUUGGUUUAGUUGGCUUUGUUGGUUUUCCCGGACGGCUUGUUUUGGGUCCUCCUGGCCCUCCUGGUCCACCAGGCCCACCUGGUCCACCUGGGCCUCCAGGACCUCCAGGUCCAGCAGGUCCUCCAGGUGUUCCUGGUUUCUUUGUUGGUUUAGUAGGUUUGGUAGAUUUUCCUGGAACGGGUGUUGUUUUUCCACCAGGUCCACCGGGACCUCCUGGGCCUCCAGGACCUCCCGGGCCUCCAGGACCUCCAGGUCCUCCUGGGCCUCCGGGUCCUCCGGGUCCACCAGGUCUGCCAGUUGUUGGUCCGCCUGGUCCCCCUGGACCACCAGGGCCUCCUGGACCGCCGGGCCCUCCAGGACCUCCAGGUCCCCCAGGGCCUCCAGGCUUACCAGGGGGCUUUGUUGGUUUUCCUGGUCUUGGAGUUGUCUUCGGUCCUCCAGGUCCACUAGGCCCGCCUGGGCCUCCAGGACCACCUGGUCCUCCGGGACCUCCAGGUCCGCCUGGGCCACUAGGUCCCCCUGGUCCGCCGGGUCCUCCUGGUCCCCCAGGUCCACCGGGUUUACCUUUGAAAGCGUGAAAGAAAUAGAGAUUUUUUGUUGGCUUUGUGGUUGUUCCAGGUUUAGGCCCUCCAGGUCCUCCUGGGCCGCCUGGUCCACCCGGUCCUCCAGGCCCACCAGGACCCCCAGGUCCACCAGGGCCACCUGGACCUCCUGGUUUUCCAGGUUUACCUGGACCUCCUCUUUUUGGUGUUGUCUUAGAUACUGCAAUAAAAACGUGUGAAUUGUUAGAUGUCCUGUUGCCGGUCUUCCGAUGA